Molecule: messenger RNA, 1450 nt
Organism: Labrus bergylta (ballan wrasse)
Lineage: Eukaryota; Metazoa; Chordata; Actinopteri; Labriformes; Labridae
Source: RefSeq, a predicted model, not a curated record
CUAAAAUAACCUCAGCGUGAGACAUCACACUUCUGUGAGUAUAUCACGACAUAUGAUUGAAACAUUUUUGAGCUGAGAUUGGUGAAAGAAAGCAGAAAGAAAAUGAAACACUUCUACGUGAUCAUCACAGCUCUGGCAGCAACAGCUCUGGCACAAGGCUCUAUUGAAUGUAAUUUCCAUGAAGCUACUGGAACUCAGCAAUGUUAUGGAGCGGUGGGACAACUGCUGAUUUUUCACCUGCCAAACACUGCAGAUACAGAUGUAAGGUUGAAGAAAGACAAGAAAUAUAUGAUUUUAAAAUCAUACAAAAAUCAGAUAGAGAGUCUACAUGAGGAAUACGCCAAUCACAGCAAUCAGACUGAACUUUACACCAAGGGAAGACUUGAAUUAGGAAAAGCAACAAAGAAACACUCUGGAGACUACAUGUUGCAUGAAUAUACUAUAAAAGGGACUUUAAUAAGAAAAGUAAAUGUGCACGUAGAAAUUGAAGCUCCAGUGUCAAAGCCAGCUGUUUCUCAGACGUGUUCGUCAGAACAGAUCAACAUCAGCUGCUCCUCUGAGGGAGAUGGAGUGGAGUUCCGUCUGACUUUAGACGGAAACUUACUCAUGCAGACAAGAGACAACAGCCAGUUCCUGAACAGCAGUAGAGUUAACAUACAAUCUCUGACAGGGACUAGAACUACACAAGACGAACCCAGUCUUAAACAUGUUACCAUCAGCUUAAAGGGUCAGCUGGCUGGAAGCUUAAUGUGUAUUGUUUGGAACAAUGUCAGCAGAGAAGAAACAGUUAUUCAACUGAAAAUCUGCACAGUGCCCAGUCUGCAAGGUAUUUCCAUCCUUGUUGUGUCUGUGGCCGUUACAGCAAGCUUUUUGGCUGUCCUCCUGGGAUGUAUUUUAAUCAUUCUCCGUAAAAACCAAACACCCUCAGCUGUUAAUGAGGAUGUUACAGGGAACCCUGAAGAGGACGUUAUCUACGCCAAUGUAGGAACAAUACAAAACACAAGGACAACUGAACCCAACUCACAGAUUUCAACAUAAUCUUCUCCUAAAGAAGGGAUCAAGCAUCAGUCCAAGAAUGUUACAAGUAAUCUUUUUCUUUUGUGGCUUGGGCUGGCAAGAGUAAAAUAAUUUUGGCCAAUUAAUUCAUGCCAUGAAACCUCAUCUACUUCUGUAAUCUAUGAUCGUAUCUGUAUGGACUAUUUUUCAAUUCAAUUCGAUUCAAAUACAUUUAUUAAUCCGUUAGGAACAGUGCACAUUUUACAGUUAAUACUUUUGAUUCUUUUUAAAAUUGUGCUUCUUUGAUUGAUUUUAGCAUUUAGUUUCCUUAUAUAACAUUUCUAUGAUUGUAUUCUUGUAAUUAUAUGGCAGCUUAAGCAAAUUCGUGAAACAUGUAUGAAAAUGUAAUCUGUUGUUUGUUUUUAAGUAAAAUAAAGUAUAUUUCUUAAAUGGA